Mycotypha africana is the source of this 1047-nucleotide messenger RNA. Its product is annotated as guanine nucleotide-binding protein alpha-2 subunit. The coding region runs from base 1 to 1047 and encodes 348 amino acids. The transcript is spliced from 9 exons. Gene Ontology annotation, cellular component: heterotrimeric G-protein complex. The record is from RefSeq and is a predicted model, not a curated record. Gene Ontology annotation, biological process: Rho protein signal transduction; G protein-coupled receptor signaling pathway. Gene Ontology annotation, molecular function: G-protein beta/gamma-subunit complex binding; guanyl nucleotide binding; GTPase activity. Lineage: Eukaryota; Fungi; Mucoromycota; Mucoromycetes; Mucorales; Mycotyphaceae.
AUGGGGAAUAAUACGAGCUCGCGUUCGAAGGCUAUUGAUAAGCAAUUAAAGUUAGAAAAGAAGAGAGCUGCCCGGGAAAUCAAAAUAUUGCUUCUCGGAGCCGGCGAUUCCGGAAAAUCAACCAUUAUAAAGCAAAUGAAAGUGAUACAUCACGAUGGAUUUUCAAAGACGGAAUGUGAGAACUUCCGACUUAUGAUUUUUACCAACUUAGUAGGAUCUAUGCAAGCUCUGAUUGAAAGCAUGCAGCGUCUAAAAUUGACCGUCGAUAAUGAACAGAAUUGGAAAUACCUGUCUUAUUUUGAACAUACUGCUCCAUUUCACAUAUCCAUUCACGAACCAUUUCCUAAGAAGUAUUAUGAGCCACUAUUCUCAUUAUGGAAGGACAAAUCCAUUCGAAACACAUUUGAACAGGGGCACACGUUUGCCUUCAAUGAGAAUAUCAAAUAUUUUUUCGAUCAAUUGGAUAGACUAUUUCAACCAGGUUACAUGCCGACAAACGCUGAUAUUGUCCAUUGUCGCAUCAAAACGACAGGAAUCGUUGAGACACAGUUUAAACAAGGUUCCGUUAUUUAUAGGAUGUUUGAUGUGGGAGGACAAAGAAGUGAGCGAAAGAAAUGGAUCCAUUGCUUCGACAAUGUUUCAGCCGUAUUGUUUGUUGCUGCAUUGAGUGGAUAUGAUAGUUGUUUGGUAGAAGACAGAUACUCGAACCAGAUGUAUGAAGCUUUCAUGCUGUUCGAAUCCAUUUGUAAUUCAAAAUGGUUCACCAGUACAUCCAUGAUAUUGUUUUUGAAUAAGGUAGAUUUAUUUAAGGAAAAGAUCAAGCGAUCUCAAAUAGUAGACUACUUUCCAGACUACAAUGGUCAAGCAGAUGAUUUUGAUGAAGCAUGCGAAUUUUUCAGACGCAGGUUCACUCAAUUGAACACAAAUAAAAAUAAGCGAAUUUACGUCCAUUUCACUGUAGCAACGGAUACAAGGCUACUGGCGCGUGUUAUGGAAUCCGUAUCAGACAGCAUACUCCAUGAAAACCUUCAGACACUUUUACUUUGA